AUGGACGAGCACCCCGGCGCCGGAGGAGGCGGUGGGAUGGCGGCCGCCCCGAGACCGCAGCAGCCACCGCCGCAGGCGGGUGGGAACAUGAACCUGCAGUCGAGUGGGGGCUGCGUGGGGGUUGGAGCUGGAGGAGCAGGGCAACAGCAGCAGCCCCAGGGCCCUUCGGCUCCGGCUGGUCAGGAGGCGGCGGGCCCUGCCGAGCUGUCCCGGCCCCAGCACUACACCAUCCCGGGGAUCCUGCACUACAUCCAGCACGAGUGGGCACGCUUCGAGAUGGAGAGAGCGCACUGGGAGGUGGAGCGGGCCGAACUUCAGGCUCGGAUUGCGUUUUUACAAGGAGAAAGAAAGGGUCAAGAAAAUUUGAAGAAAGACUUAGUGAGAAGAAUAAAAAUGUUAGAAUAUGCAUUAAAACAAGAAAGGGCAAAAUAUCAUAAAUUAAAAUAUGGCACAGAAUUGAACCAAGGGGACUUGAAAAUGCCAACUUUUGAAUCAGAAGAAACCAAAGAUCUGGAGGUUCCUGCAGUACCUCAGAAUAGCCAAUUGACCUGGAAGCAAGGCAGACAGUUACUGAGACAGUAUCUUCAGGAAGUAGGUUACACAGACACGAUAUUGGAUGUACGCUCCCAGCGGGUAAGGUCUUUGCUGGGGCUCUCCAAUUCAGAACCAAAUGGUUCAGUAGAGACGAAGAACUUAGAGCAGAUCCUCAAUGGGGGUGAAUCCCCUUCAUCAAAACAGAAGGGACAGGAAAUCAAAAGGAAUUCUGGUGAUGUUCUUGAAACAUUUAACUUCUUGGAAAACGCAGAUGAUAGUGAUGAAGAGGAGGAGAGUGAUAUGAUAGAAGAUAUUGCAGAAGGAAAAGAAAAGCACCGGAUAAAUAAGAAACACAAAAUUGGUAAUGAAGGUUUAGCUGCCGACCUUACGGAUGACCCUGAUACUGAAGAAGCUUUGAAGGAAUUUGAUUUUUUAGUGACAGCUGAAGAUGGUGAGGGAGCUGGAGAAGCACGAAGUUCAGGCGAUGGAACAGAGUGGGACAAAGAUGACCUGUCCCCAACUGCUGAGGUUUGGGAUGUAGACCAGGGACUAAUAAGUAAACUGAAGGAACAGUACAAGAAGGAACGAAAGGGGAAGAAAGGGGUAAAGAGAGUCAACAGGACAAAACUUCACGACAUGAUAGCUGAUCUGGGCGAUGAUGAGAUACCCCACAUCCCUUCAGGAGUCAUUAAUCAAUCUAGGUCACCCUCUUCUAGAAUGACUGAUCAUGAAGGUGCAAGAGCAGAGGAAGCUGAGCCAAUAACGUUUCCACCUGGAGGAGGCAAGUCAUUUAUUAUGGGUUCUGAUGAUGUGUUGUUAAGUGUUCUGGGCCUUGGAGACCUUGCAGACUUGACAGUAACAAAUGAUGCAGACUAUAGUUACGAUCUGCCAGCUAAUAAAGAUGCCUUCCGCAAGACAUGGAACCCUAAGUACACACUACGCAGUCAUUUUGAUGGAGUGCGGGCAUUAGCUUUUCAUCCUGUAGAGCCUGUGCUGGUUACAGCCUCUGAGGACCAUACUCUAAAACUUUGGAACUUACAGAAAACGGUUCCUGCCAAAAAGAGUGCCUCUUUAGACGUAGAACCCAUCUACACAUUUAGGGCCCACAUUGGACCUGUGUUGUCAUUGGCAAUUAGUUCCAAUGGAGAACAGUGUUUCAGUGGUGGUAUUGAUGCAACCAUCCAGUGGUGGAAUAUGCCUAGCCCUAACGUGGAUCCAUAUGAUACCUAUGAGCCAAACGUUCUAGCUGGCACACUAAUUGGUCACACAGACGCAGUCUGGGGUCUUGCUUACAGUGGUGUAAAGAAUCACUUACUGUCUUGUUCAGCAGAUGGCACUAUUAGACUAUGGAACCCACCAGAAAAAAUGCCCUGUAUUUGCACUUACAAUGGAGAGAAAGAGCAUGGAAUACCUACAUCAGUUGACUUUAUAGGUUGUGAUCCUGCUCAUAUGGUGGCAUCUUUUAACACUGGCAGCACAGUCAUCUAUGAUUUAGAAACAUCCCAGUCAGUGGCAAUGCUUUCAUCACAAAUAGAAUCUGGUGUACAAUCAAAUAAUCAUAUUAACAAGGUAGUAAGUCAUCCCACACUUCCUGUAACUAUUACAGCACAUGAAGAUAGACACAUCAAAUUUUUUGACAACAAAACGGGUAAAAUGAUUCAUUCUAUGGUUGCUCACUUGGAUGCUGUUACAAGUCUAGCUGUAGAUCCCAAUGGAAUCUAUUUAAUGUCUGGAAGCCAUGACUGUUCCAUUAGAUUAUGGAAUUUGGACAGCAAGACAUGUGUGCAAGAAAUAACAGCUCAUAGGAAAAAACUGGAUGAAUCAAUUUAUGAUGUAGCAUUUCAUCCAUCAAAAGCAUAUAUUGCCAGUGCAGGAGCUGAUGCCCUUGCCAAAGUAUUUGUGUGACACAGCAGAGCAAACCUGUGUCAUAACAGCAGGUCUGUUUGGACAAAAAAGAGGGAAUGCGUCACUGCCAUCAAAUGAUAAGGUUACCAAUAAGACACUACAUCUGAUCUGCCUUGGUGAAGGCUCUUAUGUGGGGCAGGUGUAAGUUGGUGAGAAGUCGCCACAUUUUGAACAAUGUCAGGCUCAUUCAUUUAACUGUAAUUACUGUACCGGGGGGUGGGGAGAAAUACAAAUAAAGAAAACCAGUAUUUGUAGCCUUGACUGGAUAUGAACUGAGCGUAUGUCUGUUCUUUAGGUGUCUUUAAGCAAACGUGGAGUCUGAUCUUACGAAAGACUUUUAUUUUGGACUCUGUGUGCUGCCUUAGGGUUAGGAAUGUGGUGCUCUUGUGGGGGGAAGUGAGCUCCAAGAG
Indicator indicator is the source of this 2849-nucleotide messenger RNA. RefSeq names its product striatin 3 (gene STRN3). The record is from RefSeq and is a predicted model, not a curated record. The transcript has 18 exons. Bases 1 to 2439 code for a protein of 812 amino acids. Gene Ontology annotation, molecular function: protein-containing complex binding; protein phosphatase 2A binding; calmodulin binding. Gene Ontology annotation, cellular component: dendrite. Lineage: Eukaryota; Metazoa; Chordata; Aves; Piciformes; Indicatoridae.